Messenger RNA from Ziziphus jujuba (common jujube), 1369 nucleotides. RefSeq names its product probable O-methyltransferase 3. The record is from RefSeq and is a predicted model, not a curated record. The coding region runs from base 57 to 1202 and encodes 381 amino acids. Gene Ontology annotation, molecular function: O-methyltransferase activity; S-adenosylmethionine-dependent methyltransferase activity; protein dimerization activity. The transcript has 2 exons. NCBI's taxonomy places the organism in Eukaryota, Viridiplantae, Streptophyta, Magnoliopsida, Rosales, Rhamnaceae. Gene Ontology annotation, biological process: methylation.
UGCAGUUUGUUGAAAAAUUCAUCGCCUAAAGUAUAACUAAGAGUGGCAAAGCAGCAAUGGAGAAAUCAGGAAGCUCCAAACACCUUGUUAACCCAGAUGAUGUGAUUAAUAAUGGUAAAGAGCUUCUUGAAGCUCAAGCCCACUUGUGGAACCACAUUUUCAGCUUCGCAAACUCUGUGUCCCUCUACUCUGCCACUCAACUAGGCAUACCUGACAUCAUCCAUAGCCUUGGCCAUGGAAAACCCAUCACUCUUUCUCAGCUGAUUUCUUCACUGCCAAUCAAUCACACCAAAGCCCCUGGAAUCUUUCGCCUUAUGCGCAUUUUGGUCCAUUCUGGCUUUUUUGGUCUCCAAAAACUCAGCACUAGUGCUAGUGACCAUGAAGAAGAAGGUUAUGUUCUCACUGAUUAUUCUAGGCUCCUUCUCAAAGACAAUCCCUUGAAUUCAGCACCCUUUUUGCUCGCCAUGAUUGACCCCCUUUUGACUCAUCCAUGGCAUUCUCUGACAACUUGGUUCAACAAUGACGAUGCUACUCCUUUUGCCACUUCCCAUGGCAAGUCCCUAUGGGAACUUGGAGCUAUUGACCCGAAAUUCAACCGCAUGUUCAACGAUGCCAUGGGUAGUGAUGCUCAGCUAGUGAUGAAGGUGCUCCUGCAGGAUGAGUACAGGGGGGUCUUUGAUGGGUUGGAGUCAUUGGUUGAUUUGGCAGGAGGAACUGGCACUGUGGCCAAAGCCAUUUCUGAGGCAUUUCCUCAGACAGAAUGCAUUGUCUUUGAUCAACCCCACGUGGUUGCUCACUUGGAAGGUGCCAAAAACUUGAAGUAUGUUGGAGGCAACAUGUUCGAGGGAAUUCCUCCUGCAGAUGCAGUUUUUAUGAAGUGGAUAAUGCAUGACUGGAAUGAUGAAGAUGGAUUGAAGUUGCUUAAAAGGUGCAAAGAUGCCAUAACAAGCAGGAAAUCACUAUCAUCAUCAGCAGGAAAUAAGAAAGGCAAAGUGAUAAUAGUGGACAUGGUGUUAGAGAACCAGAAACAAGACAAAGCCUCAACUCAAACCCAGCUUUUGUUUGAUGUCAUGAUGUUGGGUUUACUACCAGGCAAAGAAAGAACAGAGAAAGAAUGGGCUAAACUCUUUGCCGAUGCUGGUUUUACUCACUAUAAGAUUACUCCACUGGGUUUAAGGUCUCUCAUCGAAGUUUACCCUUAAAAAAUCUAAAAAAAAAUAUUAAUUAUCAAUGUAAUCUUGUAUGGGUGGUGGAUAAUCGUGUGUAAUAUUUGCAACAUAUAAAUCUCGAAGGUUUGAUAUGUAAUACGUGCGUGUAUGUUUCAUGUAAUACCAAACUUUUCAGUAAUAAUAAAUGUUGCCUACCAAUA